This is a messenger RNA of Cynoglossus semilaevis (tongue sole), 1841 nucleotides long. Its product is annotated as gremlin-1-like. Gene Ontology annotation, biological process: animal organ morphogenesis. Gene Ontology annotation, molecular function: receptor ligand activity; BMP binding. NCBI's taxonomy places the organism in Eukaryota, Metazoa, Chordata, Actinopteri, Pleuronectiformes, Cynoglossidae. The record is from RefSeq and is a predicted model, not a curated record. The coding region runs from base 1208 to 1759 and encodes 183 amino acids. The transcript is spliced from 2 exons.
CUGCUGCAGUACAGUACAGUACAGUACAGUACAGUGGUCUGCCUGUCUCUGACCCUCUGUGACCUUGACUCCCAGGCCGUAGUCACAGGGCAGCCUGUUGAACCCAGGUACAGGACUUGGUUCCUGGUCAAAGAAAGACGACAUCAACCACGAUGUCUUACAAGGCCGGAACUGAAAAUCACAUUUGAAUUUAUACAUUUAUAAAAGUAUAACUAAUAAAAAUGGCCCUGGAAUACUUCUGAUGAGGAUUUUCUUUUUCUCUACAUUUACUUCAAACCCUGAGGAAUCAAAACAAAAACUGAAUUUUAAACUGUAGAUAAUGUACAUACAGUAAAACCACUUCAACAUAGUUAAAUGAAAUACAGUAUGUGGUGUUAAGUGCCUCUCUGACAGUGUACUGUGUACUUUACAGCUGUAUUACAGUCUGUAAGGUUGUAUAAAUAUUUACUGAUCAGGAAGAAUAUUGAUGAAAUUAAACAAACGGUGAUUUAAGUAGAUUAUAAAUAAAAAAUGUUAAUGAGUAAAUGUUUUUGUUUUUUUUGUUUUGUCACCACCAGGCAGUGGCGGCCAUGGCAUAUUUGGCGCCCCCCACCCAUUUGUGUCUCGGUAUUUCUCUGAGAAUUUACAUACAUUCACAAAAGUAGAACUUCCAGCAGUAUUUAGAAAAGUGAGUUGUAAAUUCAUCAUAACUAAUCAUGAUCAAUGUACAGUUACAGUUCACCAGAUUAGAACUUAUAAUUGUGCCCUUUGAUGGACCGCGCCCUCAGUAUUGCCCCACACUGUCUGUGCCACGGCCCGGCUCUGCCUGCAGUGAUCUCCUCCAACAGCACAGACCAUUGAAGUGUGUGUGUUGUCGUGUACUUGACUUGAACGUUUCCAGAUUGUCUUUGUGUGUAGUAUAUAAACAGGAGCGGAAAUCUCCGUCUGUCAACUGUUUGUUUGUUUUCUGUUCUGUAAAGACAAAUAAACGGUUUAUCUGCAUUGACAAAAGGUGGAGGGGGAGUACAGGAGGGCUUUUAUUUUGUUGUCGGGGCAGAUAAAGUCGGGAUCAGGGUUCUGGGGGCGGGUUUUGGUUCAACUCUGGAGCUGCUGUUCAAGUUCAAGGCGUCUGAGCGAAUCCCGGCGCGCGUCAUUUACAAAGGGACUGCAGUGGAGCUGAAGAGGAAACUCCGUAAAGGUCAAAGGAACAGGUUCGCUGUCAGCUUCAAUGAUGACGACGCCAUCACUGCUGUUCUCGGUUGUGGGUUCAAUUCUGCUGCUCCUGCCUCUGAGGAGCACAGACGCGCUCUUCCAGAAUUUCCAAAGCGCGUUACCACAUCCAAACAAGUAUAACCCAAACGAACCGGAGGGCUGCCUGCCCCCGGCCCUCAGCGGACUGAUUUCCCGGGGAUCCCCGGGUCCCGUGUCCGCCACAGACGAGGUUCUGGAGUCAAGUCAGGAGGCUCUGCACGUCACGGAGCGUCGGUACCUGCGCAUGGACUGGUGCAAAACGCAGCCGCUGAAGCAGACCAUCCGUGAGGAAGGCUGUCUGAGCCGCACCAUCAUCAACCGCUUCUGCUACGGUCAGUGCAACUCCUUCUACAUCCCGAGGCACAUCUACGAGGACGGACACGUGUUCGAGUCCUGUUCGGCCUGUAGGCCCAAGACCUUCAGCACCGUCACGUACACGCUCUUCUGUCCCGGACUGACGCCGAACACCAGGAGAAAACGGGUGCAGCGGGUGAAGCAGUGCCGCUGCACAACCAUCAACAUGGAUUAGACCGAGAGGAUGGAUGAGGAGUUUAGACGAGGAAAGAAAAUGGGAGAAAGGAAAACUGAAGCAGCACUAGAGGAGAACCAAA